AUGGCUGAAAUGAAAGAUCCUGCAGCUUGCAGGACAUGUGGCUACUGGGGAGCAGACAUUCGCAUCAAUAGGUGCGGCUGUCAUAUCCAUUCAAGAUGUCUCCCCCGGAAUUUCGUAAUUAAUGGGAUUACCAAGGAAAACGGGGAUGGACAAGGUUGUCCUUGCUGCAACACAGCUGUCACUGGAUUGUACUUGAAGCCCCUUUCCUUCCAUGACUUGGAAGAUUCUGUCCGUCUGCGCAAGGCGGAUGUGCUGAAGAAGAGCAAGAGCAAGGUCUACAAUGAUGAUGAUGCGGAUGUUGAAGCCAGAUAUCUAGUGUUUUCCCAGGGACGAAACACAGUCAGUAGUACACUUUCCGAUACGGACAAUGCACGCACUGGACGAUGGACCGAAGGAGAAGUUGCUUUUGUGGAUCAUUUGGUCCAGGCGUUUGAUAAGGGCGUACUUCCACUGCCACAAGGAGUCAAGCUGUCUACCUUCUUGGGCGACGUUCUCUUGUGUAAAGCCAGUCGAUUGACCAAGAAGAUGAAAAACGCCAGGCUCAGCACACGAUCUUUUGAAGUCAAACAAACGCAAGUUUCAGUACCGACAAAAGAGGAUUAUGAAGUCUUUGGUGCUCUCCAGGAUCGCUUCAUUUCCAGCAUGCCGACCAAGGUUGCGCAGUUGGAACUCAAGUUUAACCUUAUCAAGCAAUGGCGAGCUUACUUUUCAAAUCUAUGCAUCGAAACUGGAUUCAAAGGACUAGACGCCAACGACUGGAUAUCUAGUGUGGAUGAAUUUGAGUGCAUGGCUUCCAAGACCGAAGAGCAAAUGCGCAUCGUUCGCCGAAAGCGAAUGGGAUUGGGUGGCUGCAGCACAGGGCAGCAUCGUCCAUUGAAGCAAGCACGAAGCGAGCCCAUGCUUCAAGAGAUUGCUUCAAAGCCCAUGCCCACCUCAUCUUCUAUGUCCGCCUUUGGCAUGGAGCUGACUGUGAAGUCCUCUAGUCCCGGCCCUCCAAUCCAUCAACGGGCACAUUGCGAGGAUCUCGACAGUGCCAUUCUGUCUUUGUAUGAUCAAGAUGAAAACAAUUUCAGCAGUCCUUUCGACGAAGACGACGUUGCACUGCCCGUUCCGCAAGCUCUACCCUCUUCGGAUGAUCCCUUCUUGGCGGAAAUUUCUCGUUUCAUGGAAGACAGGAAGCUUCCCUUUCAACAUGCUGACGUGUGGGUACCAUCAUUUGCCCAUGGAAGCGGCGAGGAAGUUCAGCUGCUUCAUGCGGGGCAUGCCACCAGACGCGACCAAGGUGGGAUAUUAUUUGAUACUCUGAAGACAUUUGGAGAGUUUUCCAAGACUUUCACAUUUCGUCCGAACCAAGGGCUUCCAGGAAGAGCUUACACAACUGGUAAAGCUCAAUGGGAUUCCCAUCUAUCCAACCCAGCAUUUUUUGCAAGAUCCAAGGGUGCAGAAGCGUACGGUCUCCGUACGGCAAUUGGAAUUCCCAUCAGCACUCCUGGUGUAGGUCGAAUAGUUGUGGUGUUCUACAGUUCGUCGAAACUUGAGGAAGACGAAUCCUUGGUAUCCCGAUGCACCAGCGAACUUGUUAGCUACGUGCCAACACCCAAAUGGAAGCUAGUUAUUGAAAUGGGAAACCCCCGGCCUAAAGAAUUGAAUCAAGAAGGCCACCCAGCGAUCACUGAAGUGUGUACCGGUACUUCUGAGCACACUGGUAAAUCUGUCGUUGUCGACCAGAUGAUAUCCUUGCUUGGAAAUGAAUUGGCCUCUGCUUCGAACUCGGAUCGUCCUCCACAACAAGAUAUGUCUUUGCAAAUGAUGGGAAUGCGAAUCUUGUUGCUGAAACGUCCUUCCAACCGAUCAGAGAAAGAGAAAGAGUUGGUUGAAAUCCUGGAAGGAAGCUACAACGCAUACGCCAAGGACAACACGAGGAGUCAGUCAGAACUUGCGCGUCUUCUUGUCUCGGAGUACAUGUGCUUGAAUAAAACAAUGGACCCUGGCAAUUCUGAAUUCUCAGGGAGCGAACCUCCAAUGGAGGCACUGCAUGUGCAGCAUCAAGAGUCAGCGACCAUGCCAUCGAGGGUUUAUAGCAGCACGCAGCUGGAGGUCCCUGGUGCGAUUCUGCCACCCUUGGGCAGGCGUAAUGUUCGCACCAAAAACGUUCGAUCUGAUGCUAACAUCCGUCGGACGGUAUCUGUUUCUGGUAUUGGACCAGGAGGUGCUCCUGUGCCCGACCCAGUAUUCAAUGAUCAGGCACCCAGUUUCUGA
This is a messenger RNA of Cylindrotheca closterium, 2259 nucleotides long. The record is from the annotation of a GenBank genome assembly. Lineage: Eukaryota; Bacillariophyta; Bacillariophyceae; Bacillariales; Bacillariaceae.